AUGGUAACAGAAGUUUUACUUUUUAUUUUCAUGAUUCUCGGUUUGAUCAUGUACAUCGACUUUAAAAGACAAUUCGGCUUUUGGCAGAGAAAGAAGAUCGCUUUCCUUCCUCCAAGUUUUCCGAUGGGAAAUAUUUCGGAAAUUUUAAAAUCUAAAGUCCAUUUUGGUUAUAUCAUCCAAAAUAUUUACAAUCACAUGAAGUACUCGGGUGAUUAUUGUGGGAUUUUUUUUUCACGUAAUCCGGUGUUGUUAGUGCUUACUCCAGAGUUUGCGAAAACCGUACUGGUACGAGAUUUCUCAUAUUUUGAGGACCGUGGCGUUUAUUCUAACGAAUCUAUUGAUCCACUUGGAGCGAAUAUGUUUUUCCUUGAAGGUGAAAGAUGGAAGCGCAUAAGGUCGAAACUAAGCCCAUCAUUCUCAUCUGGAAAAUUGAAAACAAUGUUUCAUACAAUUUCUGACGUCGGACAAAAAUUCGUGAGCCACUUGAAACCUUUUGCAGAAUUAUCUCAAGAUAUUGAAGUUUAUGAUCUCUUUGCGCGUUACACGACUGAUUGCAUAAGUUCGUGUGCCUUUGGAUUCGAUGCAAAUUCUCUUAAAGACCCAAAAACUGAUUUUGUAAAGAUGGGAAAAAAAGUUCUUCAUUUUCCUAAACUGAAAGCUUUGAAAAUUUUCUUUGCAAUGGGAUUCCGUGAUAAAGCUAAAUCAUUAGGAAUUCGGUUUAAUGAUGAAGAUGUGCAAAAUUUCUUCUUGAAAAUGGUUCAUGAUACCAUUGAUUAUCGAAACAGAACAGGCUUUACACGAAAAGAUUUCGUUCAGCAAUUGAUGGAUUUAAUGAAUGAUAAUGUAGACGAAAGUGACAAGAUAACAUUUAAUGAAGUGGCGGCACAAAUUUUCGGGUUUUAUUUCGCAGGUUUUGAUUCUUCAUCUACAACUUUAGCAUUCACUCUUCAUUUUCUGGCGUACCAUUUAAAUGUUCAAGAAAAGGGCCGUAAAUGUAUAGCUAGUGCUCUAGAGAAGCAUAAUAAUGAGUGGUCUUAUGAUUUGAUUAUGGACAUGCCUUACAUUGAUGCCAUCAUAGAUGAAAGUUUAAGAAUUAAUCCACCAGUUCCUACCCUUCAUCGUAUUGUAACAAAAGAUUAUACGCUUCCCAACGGCGCUAGUCUCGAGACGGGAACGUUAGUUGUAAUACCAUCUCUUGCGUUUCAACGAGAUCCAGAUAUUUUUCCUGAUCCAUUAAAAUUUGAUCCCGAAAGAUUUUGUAAAAAAUCAAAGAACUUCCAUCCGUUUUCUUCAUUGCCGUUUGGUGGAGGCCCAAGAUAUUGUCUCGGUAUGAGACUUGGAUUGUUACAAAUAAAAUUAGCCAUUGCUUUAAUGAUCCACAAUUUCGAUAUUUUUCCAAGUGAAAAUUCAGUUUAUCCCAUCAAGAUUGAUCCCGCUACAUUGAUUCAUGCACCAGACGGACAAAAAAACAUAAAUUUCUUUGAUUAUUUGAACUUUAUUGACAUCGACAUGUCAAAACUCGUUCAUCGUGAUAUUUCUCCGUUUUUGCGAAGUGUUAGAAACUUCUUACUUGGCCGAAAACAUACAAACGCUCUUCGCUUUGAAGAUGACAUAGCAGCACGUACCCAACCACCACCGACAUUACCAGAUGGUCCAUCGCAUAGAUUUUCUGCAAAUUAUUAUUUGAGUCGUGAUCCACGACGUGAAGUGACCAAUCCAAAUGUAAUUUCGGCUCAAAAAUUGAUUCCUGAUGGUGUUAAAAGAACAAAACUUCCAACUCCAGGAACUAUCUACAAAUGGGAUGAACACUAAAUAUCUGUCAUUUGAAAGAAAUUCGUUAGAAUAAAAUUAUGUGAAAGAAAUUUCUUAUAAAUAUGAUAUUUAUGAAUAGUUGAAGAUUUUAGUUCAAUCCAUGGAUAAAUAAAUGAAUGUAUUCAAAUCAACUCAUUUAUGUAAAUAACUUUCGGUUCCGAAAUUUUUUAAAACAACACUCAAACUUCGAAUGACAAAUGAGAAAAAUGAAAAAUGACUGCACAUAAAAAUUUCAUAAAAUUAAUUAUACUUACUCCACUUCCAAUUGGGUCUAAAUU
Messenger RNA from Clunio marinus, 2090 nucleotides. The record is from the annotation of a GenBank genome assembly. NCBI's taxonomy places the organism in Eukaryota, Metazoa, Arthropoda, Insecta, Diptera, Chironomidae.